This is a messenger RNA of Gilbertella persicaria, 2235 nucleotides long. Its product is annotated as alkaline-phosphatase-like protein. Gene Ontology annotation, biological process: GPI anchor biosynthetic process. The coding region runs from base 1 to 2235 and encodes 744 amino acids. The transcript is spliced from 7 exons. Gene Ontology annotation, cellular component: endoplasmic reticulum membrane. The record is from RefSeq and is a predicted model, not a curated record. NCBI's taxonomy places the organism in Eukaryota, Fungi, Mucoromycota, Mucoromycetes, Mucorales, Choanephoraceae.
AUGUCAACCAGUGACUUUAUACUAGGAAAAGAUUCAGGUUUUGAUUUUGUCAAUAGCCAAAUACAACAAGGUGCAGCGUUUCCCUUUACAGCCAAGGCUACUGCACCCACAGUGACUUUGCCUCGAAUCAAGGCAUUAACGACAGGCACUAUACCUAGCUUUUUGGACGCUAUUCUAAAUAUUGCUGAAUCAGAUACCACUUCUUCACUCAAGUACCAUGAUAAUUGGGUCUAUCAAUUAAAGCAGCAGAACAAAUCCAUUCAUUUUUAUGGAGAUGAUACAUGGAUUCGACUCUUUCCUGAUCUGUUUGAUAGAAUGGAUGGUACUACUUCGUUCUAUGUAUCAGAUACAGUUCAAGUGGAUUUGAAUGUCACUCGACACAUUACAGACUUGCAAGACACUGCAUGGGAUGCAGCCAUAUUUCAUUAUUUAGGAUUAGAUCAUAUUGGUCAUUUGGGUGGCCCUUCAAGUCCACUCAUGAAACCAAAGCAAAAAGAGAUGGAUGCAGCCAUUGAGCAUAUCUAUCGCAUUGUAAAACAACAAGAUAUUCAACGAAUGCAACAAGAUGCCAAUGCAAAACAUACACUUAUUGUUGUAUGUGGAGAUCAUGGCAUGAAUGAGAAAGGAAACCAUGGUGGAUCUUCUAUUGGUGAAACCUCAGCAGCACUAGUGUUUUUGAGUUCAACAUUCGAGUCUCUCCCGUCCAAACAACCUCCUUUGAUCGAUCUUAAUAGAGAGCAUAUAUAUGGUUUCCCUAUCAUCGAUCAGAUUGACCUUGUGCCUACACUGGCCUCUUUGUUUGCAUUCCCUGUACCUAAAAACAAUCUUGGAAAGAUGAUACCCGAGCUGUACCAAACUAAACAAGGCAAAAAUACUAAAGUAUCUAAACUAUAUACAGAUUGCUUGUUACAAGGAUUAAGAUCGAAUGCGUUCCAACUAGGACAAUUGCUUUCAAAGAUGAUGCCAGAGAUAGCUAGUGUGAUUGACCAUGCUACGUCAGUUACAAAAGAAUCCCCUGUUUAUCAUUAUUCAGAAGCAAUUCGGUUUCAUUUGAAUUAUGUUGAAUCAAAGUAUCAAGAAGACGGGAAGAAGGCGAUGGAAUUCUACUACAAGGUAAGUUCAUAUGAAUCGAAUGCAUAUCCAUUAGGACUUGGCCUACUAAUUUUGAUGCGAUUUUGUAUUGCUUGGUGCCAUGGUGAUCUUUCAAACAAAUUGCUUUCUUAUUCAAAUGACGUACAAUGGCAUUUACUUGCACUCACAUUAGCAGGCACGCUAAUGACAGCUAUCAGAGCUGUUUACAGGUUUAGACAAAAACAGAAUAUUGACGUCAAUCAGACGGCAAAUAUCAUUCAAACGAUCAUCAAGGCAGCUUUUGUUUUGACUAUAACAAUCAAUUCGAUAUUAGUACUUGUUUACAAGAUGAGGCUUGCUGAUAUUGACACUAUACCCUUUAUGUAUCAAGGCCUUUUAAAUUGGGAGCUAGUAACAUUACUGGAUCAGGUGCAAUUAGGAAGGCUCAUUUACAACUAUCAAGGAGCUUCUUUCUUUGUUUUAUGGGGAUUAUUCUAUGUCACUAAACGAGCGUCACUUAUGUCAUUAGAAGAACCCUCAGAAAAUAAGACUAGAGAGACAUUGGUUUUGUUCUUGUAUUCCCUAACCCCUUUCUUGGUGCUCCUGAGUGGAAUUAAGAAUGCAAUUUUGUUCUUAAUUUUUCAUUUGCAAUUUCUAUUUUUGCAAAAAUGGCAACUCACCGAAGCUAUUCCUGUUUGGCUUCUUAGUGUGAUUUCUGUCUUUAUGAGCCAUUGCGGUUUCUUUUUGACAGGACAUACAAACUCGAUUGCUUCUGUUGACUUGAGCCAUGCUUAUAUUGGUGUAAAUGAAUACGAUACGCUGUUGAUUGGAUUUCUCACAUUUUGCUCUAAUUGGUCUGGUAGUCUUUGGUGGGCUGCUGCAGGAUGGGCGAUGAUAGGCGAGAAAGAAGACUGGUACCAUCAUCUUGUGAUACAGUCUACUAUUUUUAGUUUGGUCUUGUCAUGCCUAUCGAUUUCAGUAACCGUGCUUAGAGAGCAUUUGUUUAUUUGGACUGUAUUCUCUCCAAAAUAUUUGUAUCAAACUGCAUGGACAUGCAUGUUCCAUUGGUUUGUCCAGGUCAUUGUUGGCACUGUGCUAACUCAAUGUAUAUUUAAAUGGAAUGUUCAACAGUCAGAAGAAGAAAUAGAAGAAGUACAAGAUUAA